AUGACUACAUCUUUCCCCAUGAAUGGUGGUGAUGGUCCUUGUAGCUUCUCCAAAAACUCCCAAUUGGCGAGAGAAGUGUUAGAUGGUGCAAAGGGAAUGGUGAGAGAUCCAAUUAUUCAAAACCUUGACAUCAAAAUCAUGUUAUCAUCUUCAAAUACAAUACGUAUUGCAGAUUUUGGAUGUUCAGUUGGACCAAACACUUUCAUUGCAAUGCAACAUGUUGUACAAUCUCUAAAAGACGAGUUAUUACAAGUCACAAAUUCCACAAAUAACAUUCCAGAAUUCCAAAUAUUCUUCAAUGAUCAUGUUAUAAAUGAUUUCAACACCCUCUUUCAAUCACUCCCUAUCGAUCGAUCCUACUAUGCAUUCGGAGUUCCAGGAACUUUCCAUGGUAGAUUAUUUCCAUCGCGAUCGAUACAUUUUGCACAUAGUUCUUGUGCUAUACAUUGGUUAUCUAAGACUCCUAAAGAGUUGUUAGAUGAAAAAUCUCCAGCAUGGAAUACGGGUUCGAUUCACUACAUAGGUACAUCAAAUGUUGAAGUAGUGAAUGCUUAUGUUGCUCAAUUUGAAAAAGACAUGGAAAUGUUGUUAAAUGCAAGAGCUGAGGAGAUUGUUGAAGGAGGAAUGAUGGUGCUUGUUACACCAUUUGCAAGUUACACACGUCUCAUGAAUUUUUUUGGUUCUAGUCUAAUGGAUUUGGUGAAUGAGGGAAAGUUAGACGAAUCUUUAGUUGACUCAUUCAAUUUGCCAAUGUAUUUUCCUUCUCCUGAAGAUAUGACUAAAGUGGUGGAGAAAAAUGGUUGUUUUAGUAUUGAGAUAAUGGAGUUGACAUAUCCCAAAUCAAAGCUUGUAGAUGAGGCUGAUGCAAAGACUUUAAUGAUAAAUCUAAGGGCUGUUUUAGAAGAACUUAUAAUAAAUCACUUUGGAAGUGAAAUAGCAAAAGAAGCUUGUGCAAGGACUAUUCUAAAAAGUGAAGAGAUUUCGACAUGGAUGUAA
This is a messenger RNA of Capsicum annuum, 996 nucleotides long. Its product is annotated as loganic acid O-methyltransferase-like. The transcript has 3 exons. NCBI's taxonomy places the organism in Eukaryota, Viridiplantae, Streptophyta, Magnoliopsida, Solanales, Solanaceae. The coding region runs from base 1 to 996 and encodes 331 amino acids. The record is from RefSeq and is a predicted model, not a curated record. Gene Ontology annotation, biological process: methylation. Gene Ontology annotation, molecular function: S-adenosylmethionine-dependent methyltransferase activity.